Sphaeramia orbicularis (orbiculate cardinalfish) is the source of this 2047-nucleotide messenger RNA. It is a transcript of the gene hmx3a, whose product is annotated as H6 family homeobox 3a. The transcript is spliced from 3 exons. Gene Ontology annotation, molecular function: DNA-binding transcription factor activity, RNA polymerase II-specific; RNA polymerase II transcription regulatory region sequence-specific DNA binding. The record is from RefSeq and is a predicted model, not a curated record. Gene Ontology annotation, biological process: regulation of transcription by RNA polymerase II. Gene Ontology annotation, cellular component: nucleus. NCBI's taxonomy places the organism in Eukaryota, Metazoa, Chordata, Actinopteri, Kurtiformes, Apogonidae. Bases 52 to 963 code for a protein of 303 amino acids.
GAAAAAGAACUGAGAGGUGGAGGUAGCAUAAAGGAGACCACAGCUGAAGCAAUGCCCGAGACGACGCAAGAGACGUGCGCUUCGGCCAAGGACUCUCCUUUCUUCAUCAAGAACCUGCUGAACUGUGAUAGCAAACCCUCCAAACCUAAACCCGUACUAGGUGCCACCAAGGCGGCCCUGGAGGGAGGAUUUUCCCUUUCCCAGGUCGGGGAUUUCAACUUUCCACGCUUUGACCUGCCCGCUCAGAGGUUCAGUCUACCGGCUCACUACUUGGAGCGCACCUCAGCUUGGUGGUACCCCUACGCCCUCAGCUCCUCCGCCCACCUGCACAGACCCGAAGUGACCGACAAACCAGGAGCCAGAGACUCCUCUCCGACCUCGGGCACGGACAGAGACACACCAGAUCUGGUCCUGAAAACAGAGCCGGACGCCAAAGAUGAGGACGAGGACGAUGAGAAUAACAACAAUAAAAGCGGCGACGAAAUCAUCCUGGAGGAAAGCGACACGGAAGAAGCAAAAAAAGACGAAGUGGAAGAGUGGAAGAAGAGGGACGAUGACAAAAAGCCAUGUCGCAAGAAGAAGACGCGCACGGUUUUCUCCCGGAGCCAGGUGUUCCAGCUGGAGUCCACCUUCGACAUGAAGCGGUACCUGAGCAGCUCGGAACGGGCCGGUCUGGCUGCGUCCCUGCACCUGACGGAGACCCAGGUCAAGAUCUGGUUCCAGAACCGGAGGAACAAGUGGAAACGACAGCUGGCCGCGGAGCUGGAGGCCGCCAACCUGAGCCACGCCGCGGCGCAGAGGAUAGUCCGGGUCCCCAUCCUCUACCACGAGAACUCAUCCACGGAGAACGGCGGCACCGCUGCCAACGUGCCCGUGAGCCAGCCUCUCCUCACCUUCCCACACCCCGGCGUGUACUACUCCCACCCCAUCGUUACGUCCGUGCCGCUGCUCAGACCGGUUUGAGAACGGUUGAGUUUACCGGCAGAUGGUGUUUUAUUUCCUAUCAGUUUAUCAGAAGAAUAAAGAAAAGACUAAAUAUUUUUCUACAACUGACCACACGAAGAAACCAAUAAAAACACGGGCUGAUAAAAGAGGGACACGGUUAGGCCUUCUGGGACCUGUUUUGAUAAAUAGCCUUCAUUGUGUCAUUUUACAUAAGAUACAGUUUACACACGAUCCAACAAAUAAAAUGCAUUAUUAUUAUUAUUAUUAUUAUUAUUAUUAUUAUUAUUAUUAUUAUUAUUCGUUUUGUUAUCACCUCAGGAGUCCACCUGCCUACACUGCCUGAUGAGAUGAGUGUCUGUUGCUUUUUUUUUUUUUUUUUCUUUUUCCUUAUAAUUUUCACCAUUAUAAAUGAACAGGCCAAUUUGUGUGAUGUAUUAAAAAAAACAAAACAAAAAAAAAAAAACCUUGUUUACAGAAAACCGGCAGCCAAGAGGCGCAACCAUGUCUACCAUCUAUGACACACUUAACAGCGGAUUUUAUUUUAUUUUAUUCACAUUUCCAGAAUUAAUAGUGCGAUGAUGUGCAAUACACUGACGGUGUGCUGUGAAUUACGAGCCUAUAGAUGAGUUCAUCCACUAAACUGGAAACAUAUCUUAUGUUUUGUGAUCCACCGUGGAUUAUAUUAUUGAUAAUUGAUAAGGUAUUGUUGUAAUAUUUCCCUCUUUUUUUUUUUUUUUCUUUUUAAAGCGUUUGACGGGGGACAAUCAAGACAAAAUGUAAAAUACCCAUGUAGCUUUAUGUUUAGUUUAGUGAUUCUCACUCCUGCUCCCUCCGCACGGACACAUCCUUUAAGCACAAGUGAGAGCUCCAGUGACACUGAAUCUACUUUGUGUUUUUUUUCUUUUUCUUUUUCUUUUUCUUUUUUUUUGAGCAGGAGCAGCAAAAAAUAUUGACAACACUGGUGUACAAAUGUAAAUGUAUAUAUUUAAUGAGGAGCUGGGAGAGGAGCUGCCACUUGCGGCCUCUCGUUUGUACAGUAAACACAACGUUUUGAUAUUGUAUUGCUGAAUCAUGUUGUGAAAUAAAUGGAGAAUAUUCCUUA